Nematostella vectensis (starlet sea anemone) is the source of this 1599-nucleotide messenger RNA. RefSeq names its product transmembrane protein 120B-A. Lineage: Eukaryota; Metazoa; Cnidaria; Anthozoa; Actiniaria; Edwardsiidae. Gene Ontology annotation, cellular component: membrane. The coding region runs from base 167 to 1204 and encodes 345 amino acids. The transcript has 11 exons. The record is from RefSeq and is a predicted model, not a curated record.
GCACAAAAGGUACGUGGGCUCUGGGAACGAGAUUGGAGAAGUUUGGCACAGGUCGUCAGUUGUUGAUGCUUUGUGUUCGCUAGGUUAUACUAACUUUACUUGGUUUCCUGUAAAACUCGUCGUACAGAGAGGUUUAUAACUGCACUCGCUACCAUUCUAACCAAACAUGGCAGCGAUCGCAGAAAUUUCGACCCUCAAAGAAUGGGACGAAGAGUGGCGGUGCGUUGAAGACGAUUUUCAGAAUUUCAAGCAAACCAAAUUUGUGGAAUAUCAGAAGAAAAUGGAUGAGUACCACAAAAGCCAAAAGUCUUGCAUUUCAAUGGUGAACUUGAUCAAAAGGAAAAUAAAAGACUUCGUUCAGUCCCUGGCAAGACUUGAAAGGCAAGACCAGACUCCUGAAUCCAGAAAGAAAGUAGCUGAACUUCAGUUUAGGAUAACUGAACUAAAGAACAAGCUGAAGGAAUUGGAAAUGAGUCUUCCUUCAUCAGCAGGGUCAUUCUUGAGGCUGUGCUUAGGAAAUAUUGACGUUUCUCUCUACCAGAAAAAGCUUGAAUACAAAGAUAACUAUGAAACCUUCAAACUAAAGAUGACCGUUCUUUGUCUGGUAUUUGCAUUCUCCAAUCUGUAUAUCUGCAAUUACAGAAUAACAGAUAGCAUAUUUCAUGGAAUUUUAGUCUGGUACUACAGCACACUGACUCUACAAGAACACAUACUUAUUGCCAAUGGCUCAAGAAUAAAAGGCUGGUGGGUGUUACAUCACUAUUUCUCAAUUCUUCUCUCUGGUCUCCUGUUAAUAUGGCCUGAAGGGACAAUCUACCAGAUGUUUCGAGGGCAGUUCUUUGUGUUUUCCUGUUAUCUAAGCUUUGUCCAGCUCAUCCAGUAUAGGUAUCAGAGUGGUGUCUUGUACCGGUUGAGAGCCUUAGGUGUCAGCUAUGGCAUGGAUGUCACCUUGGAUGGUUUUCAUACCUGGAUGUUCCGGGGUCUUGGUUUUGUCCUUCCAUUCCUCAUCUUUGGAUAUUUGUUUCAGCUGUACAAUGCCUACACACUGUUUGUGUUUUUCCAUCACCCAUCCUGUUUAGAGUGGCAGGUAUUGGCUUUAAGCAUCACCUUCUUUGUUCUCUUCUUUGGGAACAUGACCACCCUUGUGUAUGUCAUGAGGAGCAAAUACAAACAAACUCAUAAAAUCAAGUUCCCAUGUAACUAGUAUGUGACGGUGCUAGACAAAUGCUGUCAUUGACUUGAUACUGGACAUAAACUCAAUUAUAAGUAAUUCUUAAAUUGAAGUGUUUGCAUUGUCUGACAGAACUGAUUAUCACCAUCUACACAUCCUGAUUUUGUCUUAUUAAAUAUCUUGCUUUAUUAUUGGACGCUUAUUUACUACUGCAGUUACUACUACAGUUUGUUACAAGCAGCAGCUUACAUAGAAUGGGGGCACUUGUAAUAUAUAAAACAGAUAACAGUGCAGGGGCAUAGGGGUAGCAGAAUCUCAUUAUCAGAGGCAAACCAGUGAUUCUUGUGGAGGGAAACAUAGAAAUAACUUUAUAUUGAAAGAUGAUGUAUAAAUAAUACACAUGGAAAAAUAUACUCAAAUCAAAUGCA